AUGGAAAGUAUUCCUGAAAUAGGUUACGGCUAUGUGAAUCCGCAUGCUAGUCUCAUAUAUCCAGAGGGUUUUAAUGAUGAAAUCUUGCAAGCGCACACCACAAGACGGGAUAUUCUUCCCGCAUCAAUUAAGGAUGCUAGAAUAGUAACAGACAAUGGCAGCCAUUCAAAAAAAAAGCUAGGCGCUGUCUCUUCUAAGGGAAAUCUUGUACCUCAUCUACCGACAUUUUCCAAAACUGUACCAGCAGAUAGACCAACUGUACCAUCUAAUUCUUCAAUGACCAAUCGCCGUAAUUCUUGGUUAUCUAGCAUAUCUUCGCGGCUCUCCUCGGCCUCCAACAGCCUUCAGCCUCCAGUUAUAUCCACCAAGUUCCCGAUAUCGGCCAACGAAAAUGCUGACUCAGCUAUACCAACUUCACCUAAGGUCGCCGUGGUUCCCAAGCCCUGCGGAAUCUCACCUCAUACACCUUCCUCCCCGCGAUAUAGUCAGUCAAAUUUUUUACAGAGUGCAUUCCGGAGAUUAUCAAACUCUGGCGGUUUGCAAUCUAUGAAGAGCAAUCACGAAAAACAAAUCUGCGAGAGGAGAAUAUUGAAUAUAGACCAAAAUCGAGAAAGAUGUCGAAUCAAGGAGUUAAAUGGCAUUAAAUUACGGAAAGUAGCAUUUUGUGUCGAUGUGGAGGUGGCAUGUGAGACAAAAUAUCAUGACGAAAGAGAUGAAAAUGAAAGGACAUCCGGAAAAAGACAAAAAAAGAAGCAGGCCAAUAACUCUGAGGAUAAUAAAAAUGAACUCGACACAUCAAACUCUGUCAAGCAGCGGGAAAAGUUAGACGAUGUGCCCUCCGGAGCAAUUUCAGGGGUGGCUAAUAAUCUACCUGGUACCGAAAAAGAAAGCAGGAAAAAGCAAAAGAAAAAGCGGAACGAAGAGGAGCGAAAGGCACGAAAAGAAAAAAAAAGGGAACUGGCAGAAGAGAACGGUAUUUUGCCGAUCGAGUUUGUCAAGAACAAUAGCGAUACGUCAUUAGUGAGCUCUGUCAAUAAUUCAAAGGCACAGUCUUCCCCUACCACAGAUCCAGUGCGUAUUUAUCGAAGAUGCUGUCAGCUUCGAGAAACUCCGAUCUUGCAGGGAAUCAUAGAACAACUUGCAGACACCAAAAACCACAGUCGUAUACCUGGAGUGCUACAUAAAAUUGACCUCACCGGGAUAUGGCUUGAAUUUUCCAACCUUACUACGCUUUGUGAUUACCUUGCUAUUGUUCCAGUUAACGAACUGAUCAUGGAAAAUUGUGGAAUGAAUGAUGAAGGUUUACGUAUCAUACUUGCUAGUCUUCUGGCUGCUAAAUGUCCAAAUUGGGAGAGUAGAAGAGCAAAAGGUGCCAAAGAUAAGCAAACGACUCAAGGUGGAUUUAUCGAAAAAGUAAGCCUGAAGAAUAAUCCAAAAAUUGGGGAAAAUGGAUGGUUGUACAUUUGCACAUUUAUUGCCAUGUGUCGCUCGCUUAAGUCAAUGGAUCUCUCACAAAUACCAUUUCCUCAGACGCCUAUUGUGAAUUCGACGCCCCAAAAUGAAACACUAAAUAGUAGUAGAAGGUAUAUCGGCGGCACUUCUAAAAUACUUGGGAAGGCCAUUGGAAAUCGUUUAGGGGGUAGAGGCCUAGAACUCUUAAACAUUGCAGAAAGUGGUCUCCACUCAAAUCAGCUGGGAGAUUUGGUUGAUGGCGCAAUCAAGUCAGGCCUAUGUCGUCUUGGCAUCGCUGGAAACAAUAUCAGUCCAGAGGGUAUGCAACAUAUUGUUCGCUUCAUUCGUGAGGGCCAUUGCGAGGGACUAGAUCUAGGAGGGAACGACUUAAGGGAUCAGCUCAUCACAAUAGCUGAAGCUUUGAAUGAAAAAAACGUCUUACAUGCUUUAAGUCUUGCAGAUUGCAACCUCAUCCCUGAAUCGCUAUGGGCCCUUUUUCCGGCUCUAGUAAAACUAAAAAACUUCCGAUUUAUCGACCUUUCAAAGAAUCCUGAGUUAUUUAGUUCUGAGCCUAGCGCACUCUCAUUAUUUCGGAGGUACCUGCCGAAAAUUAAAACGUUGAAGCGAAUUCACUUAAAUUCUGUAUCCCUGACGGCAGAGCAAGCUAUAGCUUUGGCUGAGAUACUGCCUGAGUCUCAGACUUUGGCGCACAUCAAUAUAAUGGAUAAUCCCCUUAGAACCUCUUUAGUCGCCACAGAUGGGAAAAACAAAGCUACUCAAGAAGAAGCUUGUGCACUCUACGCAUCACUCAUGGCUGCUGUUCGUGUUAGUAGAUCGAUCAUCUGCGUUGAUAUUGAAGUCCCAUCGCCAGAGUCUAGCGAAAUUGUUAAAGCACUCGCAAAACAGGUCGUAGCUUACUGCUUACGAAAUAUGGAGCAUGGUCCAGUAGCCGAGAUUAGUGCCAAUUCUGACAGUUUUCCAGAGGAAGAGAAAGAAGUAGAGAUUCCAGAUGUCUUGCUUAAACUUGUUGGUCAUAGUGAGAAAAUUAUAGCUGAUAAACCAGAUGUAAAAGAUUCCUCAGCUGCUGACGAAGACUACGUAAUUGGUGGCACAGGCGUAGUAAAGGCAUUAAGCAUUUGUUUGAGGAAUCGUGGAAAUAAUUCAAGGCCUCCGUCUACCCUAUCAGAAACACAAGUCUCGAGAAGUACAACAAACCUUCAAGGUGAACCUGCAAAGGAUAUGAGUAAGAAUUUACUUGGAAGUGCCAGAAAUAUUCGUGCCCGCUUGCAACCUGCAGUAAAAGAGGCAAAAGCUGGAGAUGCGGCCAGUUUCCAGAGAUUGCUCUUUUUGGAUGAAACCCUUGACGGUAUAAUUAGGCGCUUCGAAGAUGAAUUUCCGGAAACUCGUCUACCAUCUAGAACUACUAGCUCGGCUGGAUCUUCCAGAAUAGUUCAAACUGGCUCUGAUGAAAAUGAUUCUACAGAAUUAGAAACUCCAGAUUGCGAAAUGGAGCCUAUUGACACCGAAACACAGGUUCUAAAUGAUAAUAGCUCCUGCCUCAGGCCGGUUAUAAGCCGACACAACUCAGAUGUCUCAUUGGCUAGUCGUGCCUUGGGUGAAGAGGAAGGCAGGAUUCAUCGUUAUGGCCAGCAACUCAAGAGAAGUAUAUUGAACCCCGAUGGAAGUGAAAUUAACGAUAAAAGUGUGUUGGUCGAAUGGCCAGUACAUUUGGAAAUGUUACGUGGAAUGAUGGAAGGCAUGGGUGGAGAAGAAAUAAAAGAUCGUAUACUAACCGAGGGACACAGCACUCUCUUCGAAGAGUUGGACAAUAAGUCCUCCGCUUUACACCAGAAACUUAAAAGCCAGGAUCCAGAGGCCUGGCAAAAAUUUGUUCACAGCCAAGAAAUCAUUAAAAGGACCUAA
Messenger RNA from Blumeria graminis f. sp. triticale, 3375 nucleotides. NCBI's taxonomy places the organism in Eukaryota, Fungi, Ascomycota, Leotiomycetes, Helotiales, Erysiphaceae. The record is from the annotation of a GenBank genome assembly.